This is a messenger RNA of Aspergillus heteromorphus CBS 117.55, 1132 nucleotides long. RefSeq lists its product as uncharacterized. Bases 309 to 929 code for a protein of 206 amino acids. The record is from RefSeq and is a predicted model, not a curated record. Lineage: Eukaryota; Fungi; Ascomycota; Eurotiomycetes; Eurotiales; Aspergillaceae. The transcript has a single exon.
CAGACCAGACCAGACCAGUCUGAAAGCCCCGAUGAUCAGCGCUAGUCGCCGCCGUUAUGAUGCCAAUGCCCACUCAUAUUGAAACACCGCUCCACGACAGCUCCUCUAGGGGGCCGGUUUCAACUCCUUUCAUCUCGACCAAUCUGGCCUGCGUCUGGGACAAUAGUCGACUGCAGGUAAAAGCCCGAGAAAAUCAUCAAAACCAUCAAACCCAUCAAACCCAACCAAGGCUGGGACCCCGGUGGUACCCUGGGACCCUGGCCGGUACAUACUACUACUAGCCCAGCGAGGGUUCCACCGGACCCGUGAUGCGGUGCGACGUCUUGGGCUGGCUGCAGUCUGCAACUCUGCAUCUGCAGGGCCUGUUGCUUUCGUUCCAUUUUCUCCCUCUCUUGCUUGCUUGCUUGCUUGCUUGCUUGCCUCCCUCGGCUCUCAUUGCGCAGCGUUCCACCCACCGUUGCAUCGCACGCCCUCUCCUUGCGAAUGGAAUCCCCUGGGCGCUGCAUCUGCCAGAUGGGCCCGUCCAUGGUUCUUUGAGUCACUUGGCCCGUCCUGCUGCCCAUCGUCAUCCCCCCCCCCCCCCACCCCCCGUGUCUUUCGCUUCUACUCCUCUAGUCUCUCUCUCUCUACUUCUAAUUCUUCCCUCCUCGCCCCCUCAUUCUGUUCCAAGUCAACAAACAUUGCUCCCAGCGACCCCCCGCAUUCCAGUCCACGGCUUCCCGGACAACACCUGCUGGGAAACCAUUCUUCAGGCCUGGAAUCUAGUAGGGCUGAAAUUGCACCCAACGAGCAAUCUGUUUGGCUGUUUCAUACUGGUCUGGUUGCCCAGCGCCGGUCUUGUUCCCCAUCGCCAUCCGCCAUAUCAACCGGCUUGUCUAUGCUGUCUCGACUGUCAGCAGACCGGAAAAAUUUCGACGGUGGCUAGCUAGUGCACGACCGAUCUCUCCCCCCCCUGGCCCCUGGUACUUAGUACUUAUUUCGCCGUUCCCCUGCCGGUGCGGGUUCCUCUUAGCCUAGCCGUGUUGCUUGCUGGUUUACCUCGGUCCGAACACCCGCAAAACAUCCACCACCAUGGAGUUCCUCUCGCGAAACUCCGGCGUCAAGAGACGCACGUCGUUUUCUUUCCUCUUUG